UUAAAAUCAAUCAAGAGGCGAUGGAGGGGCAUUGUUAAUCUUCAGAAUAUCCAGUGAAUAUAUUCAUUAGUCUUAGUCUUGUGUUGUAAGAAUAUAGACUGUGUGUAGUGCUGUUUUCAAGAGACCUGCCGAAGAUUAGAUAAAAGAUGUUUUCAAUUCCUACCUUUACCAUCUACAUCACAAUCUGCUUGUCGGCAAUCAUCAUCCUCCUAUAUCUUUAUUGGACGAGGAACUUCGACUAUUGGAAAAAUAGAGGCAUUCCUUUUGAGAAACCUUUACCAUUCUUUGGUAACCUGAAAGAUGUCCUAACCUUCAAAAAGAACAUCGGAAUGAGCCUCAAAGAUAUCUACGAUAAAAUGGAAGGUCCCUACUUGGGGAUCUUCCUUGUGGACAAGCCAGCACUACUGCUGAAAGACCUGGAAGUGAUAAAGCACGUCUUGGUGACCGAUUUCAGUAAUUUCUCAGACAGAACUAUGGCUCAGAGGAAAAGCGAUCUAGGAUCCAGUCUUCUUCCCAUGAUGAGAGACGCUGAGUGGAAGGCCUACAGGAAGUUACUCACUCCAGGAUAUAGCAGCAGCAAGAUCAAAAAAAUGUACGACAUAGUCGUGGAUACUAGUCUAGAUAUGGUUCGGCAUAUAGGGAAAAUUUUGGAAACAGACGACGUGGUGAACGCUAGGCAUGAAGCAGCCCUAUAUGGGGCUGAGGUUAUAACAUCCACCGCUUUUGGCAUGAAGGGAGACUGCUUUGAUGAUGAACAUUCUGGAUUUAAAAAAGCCGCUGAAAGAAUUUUCGAUUUCAACGAUCCUUCCAGGUCCAUAUCCACAAGCUGUUACAUGAUGUUUCACACUCUCGUACAUAUUUUCAGACUCAAAUUCGUCGACGGAUGGUCGGAGACUUUCCUCAGAGAAGAGUUUCUGAAGACCGUGAAAUACAGAAAGGAUAAUAAUAUCACCAGAUAUGAUUUCGUCGACAUACUUAUCAACUUGAAGAAGAAUAAUAAGAUCAAUGAGGUAGAUAUGGAUGAUGAGAAGAUGGCUGCCCAAGCUAUAACUUUUUUCAUAGCUGGUUUCGAAACAACUAGUGCAACUAUUUCUUUUUCGUUAUAUGAACUCGCAAAGAACCCUUUUAUCCAAAAGAAAGUGAGGGACGAGAUAACGCCUAUAUUGGAUGCCCACGAGUUCAUACCCUACAAGACGGUGAAUUCUGGAAUGGUCUAUACAGAAAUGGUUAUGAGAGAAACAUUAAGAAAAUAUCCCCCAGCGCCGCAUGUCAGCAGAGCUUGUUUCGAAGAUUACAAAAUCCCAGGGACAAAUGACGUAAUACCAAAGGGCAUUCCAGUGUUCAUCCCAGUUUACGCUGUACAGACAGAUCCCCAAAAUUAUCCGGAACCGGAAAAGUACAUUCCGGAAAGAUUUUCUCCCGAUAACCCAGAGCGAGUCAAACCAUUUUCAUGGUUACCAUUCGGAGGCGGACCAAGAAUGUGUUUAGGAGUGAAGUUCGCCACGGUGAGCAUCAAAUCAGCGAUUGCUAACAUAAUAUACAACUUCGAAGUGGAACUAAUCGAUCACGACACAAAUGAAAUGGAGUUCCAUCCCAGAGCUUUUACAACGGCUCCAAAAACGAUGACGCUACCUUUGAGGUUUAGGAAGAUUCACCGAGAGAACACGAAGUAUCCGAUAAAAGUUUAAAACCUUCACAUUCUAGCAGAUGUUCGGAUUGUUACAUCGCCUUGGAGGAUUCUAGCAACUACAUAGAAAAACGCUUCACUAUUGUGAUUGCUACUGUUUUUUUUUUUUCAUUUCACCAUUUUCAAACCAUAGUAUUUGCUCCAAAUUGAAAACUCUGACCAUGAACUAUGUACUGUUUACUUAUGAUGCACUGUUUGGAACCUUUGGUGUAGUAAUGAAUAUUACUGGAGUUUUUGAUUUU
Molecule: messenger RNA, 1929 nt
Organism: Leptinotarsa decemlineata (Colorado potato beetle)
Lineage: Eukaryota; Metazoa; Arthropoda; Insecta; Coleoptera; Chrysomelidae
Product: cytochrome P450 6k1
Molecular function (GO): monooxygenase activity; oxidoreductase activity, acting on paired donors, with incorporation or reduction of molecular oxygen; iron ion binding
Source: RefSeq, a predicted model, not a curated record